Molecule: messenger RNA, 2095 nt
Organism: Aspergillus steynii IBT 23096
Lineage: Eukaryota; Fungi; Ascomycota; Eurotiomycetes; Eurotiales; Aspergillaceae
Product: ankyrin repeat and BTB/POZ domain protein
Exons: 3
Coding region: 1-1944 (647 amino acids)
Cellular component (GO): ubiquitin ligase complex; cytoplasm
Molecular function (GO): protein binding
Source: RefSeq, a predicted model, not a curated record
AUGGCGGAUUCAGAACCGACCGUGCUUCGCAAGGAUCAAUUGGAGAUCAGCUUACAUAAUGAGAAGAAACUGAUCAAGGAGGGGACCAUCAAGGAUGACAAUCCUCUGGAUCUCAGUGAGCCGUUUCGGGAACUCUGCAAUGCUUGUCGUAAGGGGGAUCUGAAAGUUUGCCAGGAAAAGAUCACGGAAGGUGUCAACAUCAAUGCUCGCGAUCCCUAUGACUACACCCCCUUGAUUCUGGCAAGUCUGUGUGGCCAUUAUGAAGUUGUCCAGCUGCUUCUCGAAUCGGGCGCAUUGUGCGAGCGAGACACGUUCCAAGGAGAAAGAUGUCUAUAUAACGCAUUGAAUGAUCGCAUCCGGAACCUGCUACUUGAAUAUGACUACUCGAAAUCCACCGACCCUCUUCAGCCAUUGGCCGCCCAUAUUUCAUCGCUGCUCACGCGCGAUAGCCCCGGGACCUCGGACAUCGUGGUCACGGCGGCCGACGAGGAUGUAUAUUUGCAUAAGUUCAUAUUGGCAGCACGCUCGCCUUAUUUCCGCAACAAACUGGAAAGUGCCCCCGAAACCGUAACCUGGGAACUUCCAAGCGCAAUCCCGCCCCAAGCCUUUGGGGCAGCGAUCAGGUAUCUAUACUUUGGAGAGGCCCCGCGUGAUCUGAGGACGGGUCCUGGCACCGGAUUUACGGAGUCGGAGGUUUUUGUGGGAAUUGGUAAAAUUGCCAAAUGCCUGGAAUUCAAUAGCCUUCUGGACAGCAUUUUGGAUAGCGGAGACCGCAGGCGGGCUAGACAGAGACGAACCUUGGAAGUUGCCAAAGGCAGAGACCAAUUGGAAGAAUGGUUCCGAACGAAUGUUCUUCAGAACAAGGUGGAAGUUGAGACUUCCAAGGUUGAUGAGGUCAAAUGGAACCAUGAUAACGCCAUCUUUGCAGAUGUUCUGCUGCAGGCGGAUGAACUGCCUGAAGAUGAGGAUGAAGACAGUGAUGAUGUCUUGCCCAACGAUGAAGGAACUAAUUCAAGUACCAUCCCCGUUGGGCCGGUCGACUCUUCUAAGAAAUCAGUCCAGAAGUCGGUCAUAUUCCCGUGUCAUCGAGCGAUGCUUCUGCGGUCUGAGUUUUUCCUUACCAUGUUUUCGUCGUCGUUCCGCGAGACCCAUCUGAAAGAGAACCUGAACAUUAUCUCCGUGGACUGCUCUCCGGAAGUUUUGGAAAUCGUGCUUACUUUCCUUUACACCGAAAGGGCUGAUUUCCCACUUGACAUUGCUGUCGAUGUCUUGUUUGCUGCUGACAUGCUGUUUAUUGAGAAACUCAAGACCAAGGCUGCCGUGGUGAUUAGUACACUUGGCAGCGGCGACAUGUCGCAGGCAGAAGCCGCAAAGACUCGCGGCACCGAGGAGGAAGACGACUUGGAUAUCUAUGCCAUCAUCCGUGCUGCAUGGUUGACCCGGGUGCAGCGACUGGAAGAAUUCGCUGCUCGGUACCUCGCAUACAGGCUAGAGGGUCACAUUGACUCUCCGGAGUUCGCGGAUUUGAUCCAAGAAUCCGCUGCUCGUAUUAAGGGAAGACAGGAAACCGACUCCAUCGAACUGCUCGAUGAUAUCCGUUUCUAUCUAGGGGAGCGCUUCCGCCUCCGGUUCGAUGAUGCCGGUCUGGAAGAGAUGAUGGAGGAAGAGACCCGGCAGCAGUUGCACGCUGCCGACGAGAAUGUUGACAAAGUCACCAACGGAGUCGAAGCUCUUGAGCUGUCCAAGGAACAUGCCAGCAAUGGUGUGGAAUCCUCGGACGCUGCGCCCGAACAACUCACCCCGGCCAAACCGGACCAUGCACCUGUCAUCAGGACCUUGGACGGCGAGGUGGCAGGUGACGAGUUCACCAAGGACGCGAUCAACUACGAAAUCCUGAUGGCGAAGCUCGACAAGAUCCUAGAGGACCUGGACCUGGACGCUUAGAUGGGGGGUAUACUAUUAUCCCGACCACAUGCGCUUUUCGGAAUGCGGGCCCUCCGGCCAAGUUGACGAUUGACGAUUCACGCAGAGGUAUAUACACAAAAUCCUGCAUAUACAGCAUAUAACAUAGAAUGGUAGAUGCUCUGCUUUAUCC